AUGCUUGCCCUCCCACGACGGAACAUCGCUUCCAAGCUGGUUCACGCCCAGCUCCCCCAACAUGCAGCCCCACUGUCCACGCCAGCAACGUGCCGAAUCGGGUCGCGCCGCGCGUCGACGGCCACCCCCACACCACCUCUGUUCCCCUUGCGUCUCGUUCGAUCCUACUCCUCAAAACCUUCGCUAUGGUUCGGACAGCGUUCGACAUUCGCGCACUCCCCACCCUCGAUCGCUUUCCGCACCUUCUCCUCCUCUCCACUGCGGAAUGCCGAGACGACCAACUUGCCGCUCGCUGACGCGUCUACGGCAUCCUCUUCGCCGUCGUCGUCGUCUUCGUCCUCCACCCCCAACCCGGACCCCAAGCCCAAGAACGAGUCGCUCUCGCAGCGACUGAAAACCUUGUUCCGCACCCACGGCUGGUCUGCGCUAUCAAUCUACCUCCUCCUCUCCGCCAUCGACUUCUCCCUCACCUUCCUGCUCAUCUACGCCAUCGGAGCCGACAAGGUUCGCAUCGCCGAAGACUACGUCUUGGAUGCCUUGGGCUGGCGAAGAAAAGAUACGGGCGAACCGGGCAAGCUCAAGGUCGGAUUCGAGGAUUGGAAGGAACGACAUCCCGGAGCGGGCAACCUCGUCGAAGGCGCGAGGAAAAAGUUGAGCCACAAGGAACACGAGAAGAAGGUCGAGCAGGGGCAGGAUGGGCGCGCGCAAGGCGUCAAGGGUGUUGUUGGGACUGAUGCGAGUGGGAAGAACCAGGAUGGGUAUUCGGCGAUUGCGACGACUGCCGUUUUAGCGUAUGCGAUCCACAAGACGUUGCUCUUGCCCGUACGGGUCGGGCUCACGGUAGAUGACUCGUGGCUUGUCGGGUACCACCGUACUCUCUGUGCGUACUGACUUGCUCCGUCUUUUACAACCAGGUCGCCAUUACACCCAAGUUUGUCCGAACGUUGCAAUCCUGGGGGUAAGUCUCGCGAUUUCGCCGAGCUCAUCUCCCUUUCCUCCUUUUCACUCAAGCUGACUUGGUGGUGUACUCGUUCGUCACUUACAGUUGGAACGUGGGUAUGGCCAAGUCGGGAGCUACGACGGUACGAGCCUCGACUGCCGCUGGCGCCAAGGCUGCGACUGCUGCUGCACCCUAG
Microbotryum saponariae is the source of this 1136-nucleotide messenger RNA. Lineage: Eukaryota; Fungi; Basidiomycota; Microbotryomycetes; Microbotryales; Microbotryaceae. The record is from the annotation of a GenBank genome assembly.